ACCAAAAAAACAUGUCCCAUCUUACCUUUUCCCAUCUUUACUUUGAUAUGUAAUUACUCUUUUCAGAUUAAUAGCACCACUAUUUAUAUGAUGUACACAUUUAGAUCGGGGGAAACUCCCGUGUUAGAAUUCUGAAAUAUCAUUCAUAUUUUUAUUUUAUGAUUCAGUGUCUUAGUCAGCAGGGGGCACCAGCUGAUAGUUGUAGCAAUGAUGCAAUCCAGCAGCAGUGGAAAUAAAACACGUUAGGACGUUAAGGCAGCACAUUUGAUGUUUAUAACAUUUUGAUUUCCUGCAAUGUGACUUUUUAGAACCGUGAAGGGCAGUUUAAAUGGAUACAACAUGUUUCUCUGAAUUUUAAUCAACUUCUUCAAAUAAGCACACAAAACUUCCCAGCGUUAAAUAGCAUCAUAUAUAGGGAUUUCUAUUGUGUUUUGAUUUCACACAUGGUUUAACAUCAAAAGAAUAAAGUUGUGAAAAUGUCACUGUAUGAAAUUGUUUCCAUCAUGCGCACAAUUGUAGCACUUCCAUGUGAUGGUUCCCUUGUGCAAGAGUUUAAGAAUAGCUUCUCCCUCAUGUUUACGAACGUCAUGUUGAUCUGUUAUUGAUGUAUGUCAUAAGACACUUGGAUAACCACUGAUUAUGAAUGCUUGGUAGAUGUGAUACAUAUGAGAAAUUAGGUGUUCAAAUUUAAAUUAAUAAAUUUUCCUUAAAAUAUUACUAAAGAAGGGACAUUAAAAAUAUAAGUUCCUUGAAAGUGAAUGUGCAUUUAGCAUUGGUAUGGGUGGUAUAUACACUUUCCAUUGACUGUUGAGAUUAUUAUCUUACCAUUGUUUGUGUGAAAGUAACAUUUUGCUACAUCUAAAUAACCACUGUAUCAAAAACGGCAGACAAGACCUAUCCUAUUUACUGUAAACCUGGUAAUAUUUUUGUAUCUGGUCUCAUCAACAAGACUAAGACAAACAUGUACAUUGUGACAUUUUGGUAGACUUGAUUAGCAAAUUUUUAGUUUUUAAAAGUUCAAUAUAUUAUAAUAAUUAAGAAAUCUACCUGAGUAAGGACAUAAUUAGUCAUCAGACCUGUCAAUGUCAUCAGUUGAUUCAGAUUGAAAUAUUAAUGGUCAGAGCAUGAGUUAAGUUGCUGUUGUUGACUAAACUAAGCAGGUUAUGUACAUAACAAGCUAGGCAAAUGGCAGCAAAUCAAAAUAGAAAAAAUGGAAAAACAACUGUUGCAUGAUGUUGACAUUGAGUUGUUUACCAAUUAGACUGAGCUCCCUCUCCUAGGUAGGGCUCCUCUGAUCCAGUCACAUGCACCUUGUUUGUCUCUGCUUCGUCUACCACUCUGUCUCUGUUAGAGGGGACACAGUGCUCGCUGGGACAGGUGACACAUGCUGCACUGGGUAGGAGGGGGGUAUUUCUGUGAAAAGAUCCCUGGCCGGCAGGCAGGCAGGAAUGUGUGCUCUGGUUGGUGGAAAGGAUCAGAUGUCACGGACUGGUAUAAAGUGCAGAGCUGCUAGCUCUCCACCAGAAUAGAUAGAAGCAUUUCACGAGUGACAGGAAACACGUUCUUGGUGUCUGCUCUCCACUUCAGCAAUUUGUGGAAAUCGACUAACUCGGUCUAGCUAUAGCCAGAGACUUUUUCAUUAUGGACGUCCAGAGGACAGGAUCUAUGGUUCGGCCCCCGAGCCCCAUGGACAGCCUUGAGAAGCAGUUGAGCUGCCCCAUUUGCCUGGAUAUGUUCACCAAACCCGUGGUCAUCCUGCCCUGCCAGCACAACCUGUGCCGUAGUUGUGCCAGUGACCUCUAUGACUCGCGCAACCCAUACCGCUUUUCUGGUGGCGUCUUUCGCUGUCCUACUUGCCGGUUUGAGGUCGUGCUUGACCGCCACGGCGUGCAUGGCCUCCAGCGCAACUUGUUGGUGGAAAAUAUCAUCGACCUCUAUAAGCAGCAGCAAGAAGGUAGCAACAGUGGAAGCACAGAAACCACCCUGAAGUCGAAGGAAACCAAAGAACCAAUGUGCCAAGAACAUGAGGAUGAGAAAAUCAAUAUCUAUUGCGUGACCUGUCAAGUACCUACCUGCUCCAUGUGCAAAGUGUUUGGCCAGCAUAAGGACUGUGAGGUGGCGCCUUUAGCCAGUGUUUACCAGGCCCAGAAAGGUGAAUUGAGUAAUGCUAUUGAUACCCUGGUGGCCAGCAAUGGGCGCCUGCAGGCCCUCCUCAACCAGAUGGAAGAUGCCUGCCGUGCUGUACAGGAGAACGCUCAGCGUGCUAAACAAGGGCUGGGUGAACGCUUUGAUCUGUUAUAUGCUGUCCUAGAAGAGCGCAAGACCAUUCUGCUGGAGCAGAUUGGGAAAGAGCAAGAUGAAAAAGUGGCAGCUCUGCGGGCACUGGCUCAACGUUAUGGUGAACGACUGCAGGCUAGUUCAGAGCUGACCGAUUCGGCUGUAAGGGCAUUGGAGCAGAGUGGAGCAGCUGAGUUUCUUUUGGCUUCUAAGGGGCUUAUCACACAGACCAAAGAUGCAGCCAAAUCCUCAAUGGGAGAAGACAGACCAGAGCCGGGCUUUGAGAAGAUGGACCAUUUUACUUUGGCAACAGAGCACGCUGAAGCAGUCCUUGCAAAGAUGGACUUCGGUGUGGGUGAUGAGGAUGAAUUUGAGGAUGCAGAAGAAGAGGAGGAGGAGGAAGAAGAGGAGGAAUAAUGAAAACAGAAGUUGUUAUGGACUUUAGUAUUGUAAUAUGUGCUUUUGAAAGUUUUUUGAAAUAAGGAAGUGUGUAUCACAAGGAUUGUCCCUUGGAUAUUGAAUGAAAUAUAAGGCUAGGAUGGAUGUGGGCUGAAAUGGCUUGUCCUUACCGUCAGUGCAAUAUUUAAUUUGAAUGUCGUAUCUGUACCUUUUCUUAACAUCUUUUUAUACUUUUGUACUUCUAAGCCAGUUAAAUGGAAAAUAGGUCUACAGAAAUGUGAGUCCAGGAUGUAUGAAGAUUGAAUGCACAUCAUUUUCUUCAUAUGUAGCUAAUAGGAUUUUUUGUUAUUUUAGCAGAUUUCCUUUCUCACUUUGUCAGUUUGUGUUUAAUUGGUGAUCAGCUGAUUGAUUUGUAAUUACCAAAUCUGUCUUUUCUGAUUCGUGGAAUAAAGCUGCAUGAAGUUAAGCACCAA
Acanthochromis polyacanthus (spiny chromis) is the source of this 3149-nucleotide messenger RNA. RefSeq names its product tripartite motif containing 63b (gene trim63b). The transcript has a single exon. The coding region runs from base 1642 to 2694 and encodes 350 amino acids. The record is from RefSeq and is a predicted model, not a curated record. Lineage: Eukaryota; Metazoa; Chordata; Actinopteri; Pomacentridae. Gene Ontology annotation, molecular function: zinc ion binding.